Messenger RNA from Jaculus jaculus (lesser Egyptian jerboa), 3336 nucleotides. RefSeq names its product enhancer of mRNA decapping 3 (gene Edc3). Gene Ontology annotation, molecular function: mRNA binding. Gene Ontology annotation, biological process: deadenylation-independent decapping of nuclear-transcribed mRNA; P-body assembly. The record is from RefSeq and is a predicted model, not a curated record. Bases 113 to 1639 code for a protein of 508 amino acids. Lineage: Eukaryota; Metazoa; Chordata; Mammalia; Rodentia; Dipodidae. The transcript has 7 exons. Gene Ontology annotation, cellular component: P-body.
ACCCCCGCGACCGCGAGCAGCACGACGACGGGGACGAGGACGAGGACGGGGACGGCGGCGCGGAGGUACGUUGAAUGGUUCCUUCUCAUCACGGUGGUCUCGCUUCUGAAACAUGGCUACGGAUUGGCUGGGCAGUAUCGUGUCCAUCAACUGUGGAGAAAGCUUGGGUGUCUAUCAAGGAAGAGUGUCAGCAGUGGACCAGGUCAGCCAGACCAUUUCUCUCACCCGGCCUUUCCACAAUGGAGUGAAGUGUCUUGUGCCAGAAGUCACCUUCAGGGCAGGUGAUAUUGUGGAAUUAAAAAUUUUGGAGAUACCAGGUCCUGGCGAAAACCAGCAUUUUGGAGAUCUUCACCAGACAGAAUUGAGCUCUUCUGGUGUUGGGUACCAAGUAGGUGUCAAUCAAAAUGGCACAGGCAAGGUAGUCAAGAAACCAGCCUCUUGCAGCAGUGCCCCUCAGAAUAUCCCUAAGAGGACAGACGUGAAGAGCCAGGAAGUCGCCAUUUCUCCCCAGCAGCAACAGUGCUCCAAGAGCUACAUGGACAGGCACAUGGAAUCCCUGAGUCAGUCCAGAAGUUUCCGUCGCCGGCACAACUCAUGGUCAUCUAGUAGCCGGCACCCAAAUCAAGCAACCCCCAAGAAAAGUGGUUUAAAAAAUGGCCAAAUGAAGAAUAAAGAUGACGAGUGCUUCGGAGAUGACAUUGAGGAGAUUCCAGACACAGAUUUUGACUUUGAGGGGAACCUGGCUCUCUUUGACAAGGCAGCUGUGUUUGAGGAGAUCGACACCUACGAGAGGAGAAGCGGCACCCGGUCCCGGGGCAUCCCAAACGAAAGGCCGGCUCGGUACCGCCACGACGAGAACAUCCUGGAGUCGGAGCCCAUCGUCUACCGGCGGAUUACGGUGCCCCACCAUGUGAGCAAGGAGUUCUGCACAGACUCUGGCCUGGUGGUCCCAAGUGUUUCCUAUGAGCUACAUAAAAAGCUGUUGUCUGUGGCUGAGAAGCAUGGGCUGACCCUAGAACGGAGAUUGGAAAUGACUGGUGUGUGUGCCAGUCAGAUGGCGCUGACCCUCCUCGGAGGACCCAACAGGUUGAACCCUAAGAAUGUCCACCAGAGGCCUACGGUAGCCCUGCUGUGUGGGCCCCACGUGAAGGGGGCUCAGGGUAUCAGCUGUGGGAGGCACCUAGCCAACCACGACGUGCAGGUCAUCCUCUUCCUGCCCAACUUCGUCAAGAUGCUGGAGUCCAUCACCAAUGAGCUGUCUCUUUUCAGCAAGACUCAAGGCCAACAGGUGUCUAGCCUCAGAGAUCUUCCCACUAGCCCUGUGGACCUGGUCAUCAACUGCCUGGAUUGCCCAGAGAACGCCUUCCUGCGGGAUCAGCCCUGGUACAAGGCAGCUGUUGCCUGGGCCAACCAGAACCGAGCACCAGUGCUCAGCAUAGACCCUCCUGUGCAUGAAGCUGAACAGGGCAUUGAUGCCAAAUGGUCCCUGGCACUGGGCCUGCCUUUGCCACUGGGGGAGCAUGCAGGCCGUGUGUAUUUGUGUGACAUUGGCAUUCCCCAGCAGGUCUUCCAGGAGGUGGGCAUCAACUACCACUCCCCCUUUGGCUGCAAGUUUGUCAUUCCCCUACAUUCUGCCUAGAGGGACGUGGGCAUCUGUGCCCUGCAGUCCCCUGAACUUCUGCUACCAAACUCAACAAUGACUGCCUUAAGGAUGUGAAGCUUUGUGGACCUUGUAAAGUUUCUCUUUGGGGUUUGUUUUUCCAAGAGAACAGAACAUAAAACUGGCCCGCCACCUGCUCCUAGCCAGGGAAGGCUUUCCCACUCGGGUGCAGGGCAGGCCAGGCCAGUAGCUCCAGGCCCCCGUUCCCUCAAGUUGGGCUUUGUUUACAGACAUAGGCAGCUCUCAGACUGUCUUCAGGUUUACAGCCACUGGGCCUGGUCUGGCACUUUGGGGUGGGGGACCAGGGCCUGUUGGACCUCUACCAGCCCUACUGCAGAGCUGUGGCUUUGUGUGUCUCUUGCUUCCUCUAGCCCUGCCUUCCCCUGCCGAACCGUGACAGCAGAGGCUUUCCUGCAGUGGCUUCACAAGCUGGUUUGGGAGCUUCUAACCCUUUGUUCUGAGCUGAUCCUAAUUAGUGUUGGGAUUUUUCCUAAGGUGUGUGAAUCUAGAGGCAGGGAAGGGGGUGUGGCAUCAGGAUGGUUACUGAGGGAAUUUGAGGCUGAUUUUCUGUCUUUAGCACAGGCCGUAUAAGGAAGGUCUUUUGUAGAGCCACAGUACCCAUCUUGCCAGUAUUGCCCACUCCUGUCAAGCUGGGGUCAGACCCUUAGGGCCUAGCUUUAAUGUCAGUGUUGGGAAGGCCCUGGAGGAGCCUGGUUGCUGAGCUUGAGACUCCCUGGUGCUUGUGCUCUGAGCCACCACUCCCUACCUCCUUGCCUACAGGCACCCCUCCUCUGCCUAUUGUGCUAUCCCAGAGCAAAGUGAAUGCCCCUCCCCAGCUUAGGCUUCAGUCUUGUUUGGGUUCUAACCUUUCUGGUUGUCCUUCUAGAUGUGCAGGUUGGGGCGUGGCCUGCCUUAAAGAUGCCAAAAAAUGAGCCUGGUUGCAGAUGAGCUUGCAGGUAGUAUUCAGCAAUGGGAGCACCCCACUGCUUGGACUCUGGACCUGGGCCUCGCAGGCUGAUAGGAACCUUGCCUGCAUCCCUGGCAGAUUUUAACAAGAAUUGUGCUUUGAAGCCCCCCCCCCCCGUUUCAGGCUUCCUUCUGCUCUGUGCCCUUGACUAGUUGAGGCAUAGGUGGGCAAGCAGGCAGACUUGCCAAGGAGUGUGGUCCUAGCACCAUGGGUUUCAGACUGGUUAUCACCUUCCUUGUAGAAAUAUAGCCAGGAACAGAUGAGGCUGGUCCCACUUUGCCCAUCCUCUGUACUGUGGUCUAGCCGUGGGGGGUGGCCAGGGAUUCGGAGCCUCUUACUCAGGACUUUGCAGCUCAGAAGCUGGGCCCUAUAAGAGGCAAGGUCACAGUUGGGGAACAGUUAGGUAAUCACUCUAGGUUCUAACUGCCUGAUUGCCUAGUAUUACAGGCACUAGACACAUUAGAACAUGAGCGAACUCUGGUCCUGAAACCUGUUCACCAGCACGAAUCACCCUGGAGGUGAUGGCAUCUCCCUCUUCCCCCAGCCUUCAGCCUGGGUUUCCCUUAGAGCUAUUAAAGAUGACUCCUACCUGUAGCUCUUUUCAGAGGUUCCUGCCUAGUGGUCACUCUCAGGUGGUCAAAGCCCAUUGUUAACUCGUGUACCUCAUGGGGAACCAAACGCUAGCACUACAAUAAAGCUGAGUGACUAA